Molecule: messenger RNA, 1766 nt
Organism: Spirodela intermedia
Lineage: Eukaryota; Viridiplantae; Streptophyta; Magnoliopsida; Alismatales; Araceae
Source: the annotation of a GenBank genome assembly
AUGCAGGUGAGUACUCGAUUCUGGGCUCGUCUCCGGCGGCGGCGAUUUCGCUUACCAUUGAAGGGAUUUGGCGUUUCUCUGCGAUCCCCCUCUUCCGUUUUCUUUCUCAGGCCAUCGAUAGGCUCACCAUCGAUUCGCAGCUCGAGCAUCUCCAGGCGGAAUAUGUAGGGACGGGGCACGCCGAUCUGAACAGAUUGUGAGCCUUUUCAUCUUCUCGCUCCCCCCACCAACCUGGAACAUACAGAGUCGGUCAGAAUUUUCUGGAAAAUGUGCGCGAACAUCCUCCGAUGUUCUUCAGUGGGUGGGCGGUGAAUAUCCAGCGAGACAGCUACGCAUCGUACAUCGGCCACUAUCCUCUCCUGUCGUGCUUUGCCUCGGCAGAGAACGAGUCCGUUGGGUGGGAGCGCUAUAAUUUCAUGCAGGUGAAAUAAGCUUCUCUAGUACCUUCCCUGCAAGCUAUCCUUUGACUACUGUUCAUGCUCACCAGUCGUUGUCGAAGCCGAGCUAACUUGAUGAAGCUACCCUUUGUGAAAUUUGCGCGAUUUUGAAUCUCGCGCAGCUCUUCUCCUAAAACUUUUAAUGGUUUCUUCUCCUUGGUUCUCUGAUUCAGGGCUCAGGGAUGAGCUCGUCUUGUGUGCCCUUCUGCUAGGUUAAGUGGGAUGCUGUCACACACAGCAAAGGCCCUUGCUAAUUGCUGAAAAAAAUUAUGCACACCCAUUUCAGAAUAUUUUCGGGCCAUUUUCUGCACCUUCACAUUUGAGAAAUUGUAUUCAUCUUCCCGUCCGAUUACUUUCAUCAGAUUUUGCUUUUAAAAAAAGUUACUUGACAAUUUUUUUCCAGACAUUCGAAGUUGUGGAAUAUUUUUUUACUAGGACCAUGCAGUAACAUCAUUUUUAAUCCAUUUGAUUUAGAUUGCUGUUCUCUCUGCAACGAUUAUUAUGAUGGGGCAACCAUAAUUAUCAGCAUUGGACAAUUGUUUCUCGAAAAUGUAUUAUCUUUUCAAGAAAACGGACCACAGAUUAUUUUUUUUGCCAAAGUUAUAAUUUUUCAUGUUGACUCCUCCCUUACACUUGAUUAGGGGCAUUAAACCUCUCCUAAUCUCCCGUAGUAGUUGAAUAAUAGAGAGAUCAGAUACCAAUCUGGUCUGAGUUGACAACAUUACAUCCAUGGAUUGUGAUUUUUAUGCUUUCACUUGUUUCUCUCCUGAUUACAUCCAUGGAUUGGAGCUGUGGUCCUCGUUCUUCAGUUUUAAGUGUAAACUAAUCUCGAAUAUAUAUCCCAAGUAGUCCUUAGGAAUUGCGAUAUGUAGACAAGAACAGGACUAUACAAGAUAAAACAUAGAUCUCUAGGUGCAUAUGGGAUCUAUCCGUCGUAGUAAGAUGUUUUUUUAUUAUUAUUAUCCCUUGUUUCUGCUCAUUUGAUGCUUCAAAUAAAGCUUCUUCUAUGAUCCACGCAUCUUGUAUCAGCUUACAUGACAAAAACAAGUGAAGCAGUUGCCUUGGCUUAUCUCAUCAACAUCUAGCACGCCAGUAUCUUCAGCCUGUGAUCCCGGUAUAGUGCAAGGAAACCGAUUAGGGUCUUAUUUGCCAUAAUUAGAAAAAAUGGUCGUAAUUAUUUGGAAGAUUACCUUAACUUUUGCUGUAUUUUUACCAUCAUCAUGAUCAGUCGAAUCGGUGGGGCUUCUCCAGGACGAUGCCAAGGCAUGCAUUCCAUGACAGAAGGUGUUGCUGCCCUGCGGUCUCCCACCGGAGAGGGAAGGAGACUGA